CGGCGCGAGUGCAGCCUACGGAGUUAGUCAGAGGAACACGGGGAAGACGGCGGAAGCGAUCGGCUUUUAGCAGAUUGAAGGGGGAGGUAGAGAGGAGAACGAGAACAAGACUGAGGGGGGUUGGAUGGACCUCUUGAUACCCGGCGAGCCUCCCGCAGACGCAGCAGACGUCCCCCCCCUUCAGUUCGCAGCUUUUAUCGCGAUGCGUACGGAUGGCUUUCCUGCCUUGUUGGGUCACGGUGAGUAUAACCGGGGACACGUGGCAGGCGGAUGCUAUGAGGAGGGAGAGAGAGAACAUACAGGAGGAGGCAGAGAAGCUGAUGUCCAUGGAACUAGAGAUAGGUACGACGAGAAGCGUGAUACUGAUGGGGAUCAUCACGGCCGUGUGGGGCUUAUGAAGGCGGCAGGGGAGCAAAAUGCGCCCUUCCAGACACCGACGGAGAAGGAGAAGACGAAGAAGAAGAUUAAGUGUAGGGAUAACCACAAACUCCGUCCGUGUAGGUUCAAGCGACGUGCGCGAAGCAAGAUGCGAGAGUGUAAUGAGCGGCAGACGGCAUUCAAGGUUACCAGGAUCGUGCAGACUGGUCUGGCACAGUUUUUUCACAGUCAGUCUGACGGAAUCACUGCGCUGGAGCCUUUCGUCAUCCGGGAAAUUGAGAGCCAUUUGCCUCAUCUUCUUCGAAAUAUGAUUAUGACUGAUCUUCGAAGUAUGAUCAUGACUGACCUUCGAAAAUUGAUCAUGACUGAGGUGAUGCCGAGGUUGGAGCAAAGCGUGUCUCGUUCGUUUGAAAGAAGUCCAGCUCAGCUCGGGAACAGGGAUCCGGACACACAGCAAUGCCGUGGGGGUAACAGUGUGAAAAAGGAGGAGAUGCAGCGGUUGGAGGUGGGGACUGCUGUGGAGGAGACGCAGCGGCAAGGGGUGGGGGGUCUGGACGUACGACGGCUCCGGCUGAGCUUCUUCAACAAGAGACUGAGGACGCCAGGCUACACUGGGAUCCCGAUGACGGCGCCCGACGACUCGGCAAUUGCCGUCUGGCUGUUGGAUGAGAAAAGUGGCGCUGCGGUAACGACAGGGCUUGAAGCAUCCGCGGGGGUGGUCAUCGUUGUCCUGGAAGGAGACUUCAAGCCAGAGGCUGACACGUGGAACGCAGAGGAAUUCGAUUCUGCCGUCAUCCGGCCCCGGCCUAGCACCCCGCCGCUAAUCCUGUUAGACCAACCACAGUUCCUCCAAAAUGGGAAGCUGGUCAUCAAGAACCUUAUCCUUACGGAUAACUCCAGCCAUACCGGGAGCAAACACUUCCAGCUUGGAGUUCGAAUGGUGGACGAUGUCUUCAGAGCGUAUGUCAGGGACGCAAAGACGGAGCCUUUUGCAGUCAGGGACCGGCGUGGACUGCCGUACAGCAAGCAUGAUCGACCGUCGUUACAUGAUGAAGUAUGGAGACUGAAGAACAUUGGGAAAGGUGGGAAGUUCCACAAUAAGCUGAAGAGUAUCGGUGUGCAUACUGUAGAACAGUUCCUUCGGCUUGUCAUGCGCAACCCAGCGUUGCUAAGAAAGGAACUCGGAAGUCCUAUGCACAAACGCAUGUGGGAGGAGCUAAUCGAGCAUGCGAAGACGGUGGUGCUCAAUGGGAAGUUUUUUAUCUACUGGGCACCAGGAUGCAAGGGGCGAGGAGUACUCCUCAACAACAUCUAUCAGGUGCUCGGAUACAUCAGCUCUGGUGACAUUGUAACUCCUGUUGACAAGCUUCCUGAAGAGGAAAAGCCAAUUUAUGAAACGUAUAAGGAUUUAGCAUAUGCUAACCCUAAAGACAUCGUCGAGCAUGAUGGCACGCCUACUUUCCAUGAUGUCACAACCGGGCAGGUGAUGCCGAGGCCAUUAAAUAUCACUGCUGCGGGCACUCUGCCAGAUUGGGUCCAGAAUUCAUGUGGUCGUUCCAGUUUGGGAGGGACAGCAAUGCAGCAGGAGCAAGAUCGAAUGGUCUCUGCGACUGUGAAUGACGCUUCCGCUUCUUUUAACUAUGGCGGUGAUGCCCCACCGCGCAACAUUGAUGUAACAAUGCAAACAGAGCAAGGUUCAGGCGAUUACCCUGCUGGUACGGAGGGUCCUUUUGGUGAUAAGACUUCUUCCAUCGAUCAGGGACACCAAGUUGCGGUGUAUGUCAGCAGCGUCUCGACCAAUGGGAUUGAACCGGUGAACGACCAACCACCACUGCUCCCACAGCCGGGGCCUCGGGGAAAUGACCAUUUCCACUCGCCUUGGUCGCCAGGGAACGGCGAUUCCCACAUGGAUGAAGCUGAACCUGGUGUGCCUAGAGGAUACCCCGCAGAACAGAUCUCAGACUGGCCCUGCAACUUCCCGUCACCAAGGACCGGUUUGUGCAGUGAUAAUCAUGCAGAAAACGCGCAUCCCCAUCAUGUCUGUGGCAGCGGAAAUCCAAGAGGCAUGGAUUGCGCGUUAGCAGGGGAGCACCCAACUGCAUGCAGGAGUGAUUACACGUUUCCAGACUUCGAUUGCCCAUUCCUAGAGCAGAGUGAAAGUGACACUAGCAGUCCUGACCCCAUUUCGGACUGUCGUCACGAAGUUGACCCUUGUAGCAUCUUGAUGAACGGAGCCGAAGAGGCCGCUUUUGAGAAGGCAACUGUAAAGAUGAAGGGCGGAACUCCCGAAAUGGAAACUUCAAUUCCGAUGGACGGAACGAGGCCAGAGAGUUAUAUUAUUAUUCCUAAUUGGUGCAACGGUAACAGCAAUGCUGGUCAUGACGAUGUGAGCCCACUUCGGAACAGGACUCCACUAAACGGAAUUGAAGACAGAGGUGCCCAAAUGGGAAGUUCACUUCCCAUGACUGGAACUCCAAUUCCAGCAAAUGAACCUCCAAUGAUGGACAUGACCGGAAUUGAACGGCCUAAUGGAGAAUUGACUCAAUUACUGGGGUGCCUUGGGGACAACCCUGCGCAUCACGACAACCUCAAUCAUUGCCUCUGGGAACGUUCGCCAGGGCAGGUUCACGCAGAAGACACACUUCUCGGUCUUGUUCAUUUCACCAACAACCCGGAUUACAUUCAACAACCAGGCGUUCUGCAGAGAAAGCGAAUGCGGUGCUGGCUCCAGUUCAAAACAAUCUUCCUCUUGGGUUUCUAUUCCAAGAAUUGCAAGAAGUGACGCCUCAGACUGCCCCCUCGAUCUCCCGUGCGCAGCCCUGCUAUGGCACUCUCCCAUGAGGGAGGGCUGGAAGUGGAAAAGAGGCCACGCGCAUGAGAUUUGAACCAGGCAGACUUGCCUGACGAGGGGAGGGUAUUCCUUAUCCCCUUCCUUUAGAGCGUUGAGAUAAAAAGAAGUCUGUGAUUGUGAGAUCACCAGUAUGUGCAGUUGCUGAACGCGAGGCUUCUUCUCCCCAUCUGGCUCAGUGCAUCUUGGUCUUUCUUUGUGUGUUGUUUGGCCUCUGAUUCCUAACUGGUGGAUCUUGAAAUGUGAAGCUGAGAGUGGGAGGGAGGGAGGGAGGAAGGAGUUGCAGGUGUAGCUCUUUUUUGGAUGCAAAUCAUAUUCCAUGGAUGGUUCUAUUGGGAUUACGAACGAACAGGGCAAGUCAUAAGGGGACUGGAAUGACCGUUUCAUUUCAGCAAGGUGCAAUAGUACGCCCCAUACUGUGCAUAGAAAGUGUUUUUUGUAUACGAGUUAUCGAUACAGCAAAUAAGAACCAUGUCUGUUGGUUAUACCACCACUCUAAGCUAGUAUCCCAAACCUUCAUCCGUGUCUUUUUUUUCCUUUGCUGGAAACCAUCUCCAGCACCCCUUGUACAUCAUUUGCUUACUCUGCAAUUCCGCUUCGACUCUUCACUAGAUGAACCUGCACGGGCUGGCCCUGCCAGUCGCAGUGGCCUUUGGUCUGUUGACGGAUGAAACGGACGGUUGGCCCUUCUGUGUCCGGAUUCAAACAUAUAUGUAUACCCCUGAUGAGUCUGUGAAACUCCGACGAAACAGUUCACAGCCCCUCGUUUGUUGUCCUCUUCUCCCCCUCUGCCUACGGUGUACCAGCCAGCUCUGUUUUACGAUAUAUAUCGUCUAUAUGAAACGGAUGGCAUGAGAUCGACUUUUCCUUUGUGUAAACAACUCCAGCUGUGUGCUCGUUCUGUGGCGAGCAUUCCGACCUGUACAGCUCACAGAGACAACUGCAUGGAAGUCGUACCUUUACCGGCUGGCGAGACGAUGGAGGAGAAGUUGGAGCUCUCGAUAGGACACGCAAAGCGGACAGUUUGGAAGCUCCGUCUGCAAGUGGAAAUGACCAGAGUCACAGAGUGUAGUGUCUUCUGUUCCAGAAGCUCUCACCCCCCUCAAUGGGCCGUGCAACUUGGUCUUUGUGGCAUGCGUUUUCGUUGGGAUUUGUUAUUCCGGCAGCAUCUCGGUUUGGUGCGCCCCAGGCAGUGGUGGUAGUUUUGAUUGCUCCUCCUCCGCUUUCACUGCAUCGGGAAACGUCGAACCGUUUUCAACAUCUUGCGGGCUGAACGUUGCAGAAUGUUCGCACCAAGUUGUAUCCGUCAGGCUUGGUGUUUUACAUGACGUAUGGUUCCGUGACGCCUUGAGGUGGCAGUGAAGAAGUCGUGUUUGCCAGGGUCGGUGGUCACUGGUCAGGCUUAGUGGCUGACAUGAGGUACGGGUUCGUUUCCUGAAAGACCUCUUUUGUGUGUUUGACAGUUGGAUAAGAGUCAUCGUAAGACUUGAAAGCUGUUUGAACCCUCGACCUUAGCCCUUGGCGCGGUCGAGGUGAGGUAUGGUUCGGUGACACCUUUAGGUGGAAGUGUUAAUGUGCGGGAAGUUGCAUUCGCCAGGGUCGGUGGUGGCCAGGCUCAAGUGGAUGGCAUAAGUUCGAUGGUGCUAACUCCUCGACGCCAUUACCCUUUUUUAAGACGUCGAGAGGAGGGCAACAUUGUUCAAUAUCCACGCUGUUUUGUUGGCGGCUGGGUCUGUUUGCUCCCUGCGUGAAGAUGCUGAGUAAGGCAGGGGGCAGGGGGGGGUAGGAGGAAAGAAGAGUGGUGGGGGGGGGAGGGGGAGGAGGGGGAGUGCAAAGCUAGUGGCUAUUUUGCUAGUGGCUAUUUGCUGUACAGUUGUUGAGUGGGAUUUGGACCAGUGUUAACAAAUUGUCUUUAACAAU
Messenger RNA from Chara braunii, 5146 nucleotides. Lineage: Eukaryota; Viridiplantae; Streptophyta; Charophyceae; Charales; Characeae. The record is from the annotation of a GenBank genome assembly.